AUGGUAUAUAAUUAUUUAUAAUUAUUUAGACAUUAUCCAAUUCUGCUAAGGUUUCAUGUAUUGAGUUUAGUUAAUAAAAUAAUUUGAUAUUGGAAGGAACUUAAUAAGGGAAAAUUCUAAUUCUUAAUUUAGAACAAUAAAUCUGUAAUAUUAUUCAUUAAUUUGUUUAGAAUAGGAAACUAAAUCAUCCCACAAGGAUAUCAUUACAAAUUUAACUAAUUAUGAUAUUAAUACUUAUUUAAGUGGAUCUUAAGAUUCAGUAAUCAUGAUUCACGACUUAAGAUAAAAUGAGCCCAUAGCUUAAAUUAAAUAACAUAAACAAUAAAUAAAUGAUAUUGUUACAGAUUUAGAUACAUUUCGAUUUAUUUGUGGGUCUCAAGAUGCAACUAUAAGUGUUUGGGAUUUCAGAAAUUAUUCUUAAUAUUAAGCUUUACUUGACCAUUAAGAUUCAGUAAAUAAUUUAUUGAUGAUCAAAAACACAAAUACAUUAUUUACAAGUGGAGACAAAUUUAUGAUUUAAUCAUGGGAUAUUAAUAAAUAAACUUAAGUAUUUCCUUUAUUUAUAGAAGAAUAGAAUUUCAUUAACUUAAUAACCAAUUUAAAAAAUGGCAUUUGAUUAUUAAUAAGAUAUCUUAAUUUGUGCAUAAUAAGAUAAUUUGGAUAUUUUUAAUACUGAAUUAUUAUAAUUGAAUACAAUUGAGAUGGAUUGGUAAAGAAUAAAAGAUAUUAAAAUUGAAGAUGAUAUUGUGAAAAUAUUGGAAGAUAGAGAUGUUAUAUUAAAAUUACAUAAAUUUUAACUUGAAUUAAAUGGAUAAUAAGUAGAAGAUAAUUAAAAAGAUAUUAAAGAUAUUUAAAUUCCCUUUUCAUAAUUAAUGUAAUUUGAUUAAUGCUUUUAUCCAUCCUAAUCAAAAGAAAACUUUGACUAAAGUUAUGAAGAAGAGGAUUAAAUUUCUGAUGAUAUAAUUACAACUUAAAAACUUUCACUUAAGUUUUCUUAACUUAUUUAUACAAAAUCAAAUUAAGAUAAAUAUAUAUAAUUAGAAAUUAUAUAAGAAAUUUCUAAUGAUCAUAGCAAAAUCAAAAUGAUUUUAAACGAUAGAAUAUAAAAAUUAAAACCAAUUAUAAAAUUAUACUCUUAAAAUGAUAUGAAGUAAUGCAUUUAAUAAAUAAAUCGGUAAGACAAUUAUAAAUAUAUUCAUAUAGUUGUAAUGAUAAUUCUGCACUUAUAGAUUUAUUUGCAUUGUUGAAAUUAGAUCCAGCAUAGAGAAAAAUAUAAGCAGAAGAUAUUAUCUUAUUGUUAGAAAAUGUUAUAAUAAUAUUAAAUUCUAAAUAUUCAUAUUAAGUUAUUAAAGGAUUAGAAUUUAUUAAGUUUUGUUUUUAUUAAAUUAAGGAUGUAAUAUUUUCAUAUUAUUUAAAUAGAAUAUUUUAUCAUAUAAAACUGCAAAAAAAUAACCAUAAAAUAAGGUUUAGGACAAAAAUUAGAUUAGACAAAAGUCUUAUGAUACAUUAAUUCUACAAUUUGAUAAAAUUAUGAAAUUGCCUAAAUUAAAUAAAUUAUUAUAAGUAAAAGAUACUAAUUUAGUUAAUUUGACAUCAUAAAUUAAAAAUGAAAUAUCAUAAUUUUUGAAUAAAUUAGAAUGA
Paramecium pentaurelia is the source of this 1641-nucleotide messenger RNA. The record is from the annotation of a GenBank genome assembly. Lineage: Eukaryota; Ciliophora; Oligohymenophorea; Peniculida; Parameciidae.